Molecule: messenger RNA, 3751 nt
Organism: Triplophysa dalaica
Lineage: Eukaryota; Metazoa; Chordata; Actinopteri; Cypriniformes; Nemacheilidae
Gene: mark1
Product: MAP/microtubule affinity-regulating kinase 1
Exons: 15
Coding region: 244-2367 (707 amino acids)
Biological process (GO): intracellular signal transduction; microtubule cytoskeleton organization; protein phosphorylation
Cellular component (GO): cytoplasm
Molecular function (GO): ATP binding; tau-protein kinase activity; protein serine/threonine kinase activity
Source: RefSeq, a predicted model, not a curated record
GUACAUUUAGUGUGGAAUUGACUUUAGCGAAACAGAAUGAAAUAAUAAUAACACACAUGAUCCGAUGAGGUUGACAUCAUGCUGUCAGAAUGAUGACAAUGAUGAGGAUGCUAAGUUUACAUAAUAAUAAUAAUAAUACUGCUGUGCUGAAAUAUAAGACUGUAAAAUACUGCAAUGAGUCCAAUCUCAAGACAUAUCUGUCAAAUCUUACUCGUGUGUCACUGAAAUAUUAAUAUACUGUCUAUGACUGUACAGAUAAUGUGUCACAUUUCUGCCUGUCUUCUCUCUCUCUCUCUCUCUCUCUUUUACCUGCAGCUCUUUCGAGAAGUGAGGAUUAUGAAGGUUUUAGCUCAUCCUAAUAUUGUGAAGUUAUUUGAAGUCAUCGAAACGGAGAAGACACUUUAUUUAAUUAUGGAGUAUGCAAGUGGAGGUGAGGUGUUUGACUACUUAGUUGCACAUGGGAGGAUGAAGGAGAAGGAAGCCAGAGCCAAGUUUCGACAGAUUGUGUCUGCAGUGCAGUAUUGUCAUCAGAAGAGAAUCGUUCACAGAGAUCUGAAGGCUGAGAACCUGCUGCUGGAUGCAGAUAUGAAUAUAAAGAUAGCUGACUUUGGCUUCAGUAAUGAGUUCACCAUCGGCAGUAAGUUGGACACCUUCUGUGGAAGUCCUCCAUACGCCGCUCCUGAACUCUUUCAGGGGAAGAAGUACGAUGGGCCCGAGGUGGACGUCUGGAGUCUGGGAGUCAUCCUUUACACCCUUGUCAGCGGCUCGCUUCCCUUCGAUGGACAAAAUUUAAAGGAGCUGAGAGAGAGAGUAUUAAGAGGGAAGUAUCGCAUUCCCUUUUACAUGUCCACAGACUGUGAAAACCUGCUGAAGAAACUGCUGGUGCUGAACCCUGGAAAACGCGGCAGUCUCGAGCAAAUCAUGAAGGACCGCUGGAUGAAUGUGGGUCAUGAGGAAGAGGAGCUGAAGCCCUACACAGAACCUGAAGCGGACUUCAGUGACACUAAACGCAUCGAGCUCAUGAUCACUAUGGGUUUCCCUAAAGAGGACAUCACAGAAGCAUUAUUGGAUCAGAAGUAUGAUGAGGUCAUGGCCACAUAUCUCCUGCUGGGCAGAAAACCUCCAGAGUUUGAAGGGAGUGAAUCGGUUUCCAGCACAAAUCUGUGUCAGAGGUCACGACCCAGCAGUGAUCUGAACAACAGCAGCAGCAGCACACAUUCACCUGCACACUCCAAAGUCCAGCGCAGCGUCUCCAGCACUCAGAAGCAACGGCGAUUCAGCGAUCACGUGGCUCCGUCCAUACCUCCAGCCGUCUCUUACACCAAACGCUCUCAGGCCAACAGUGUGGAGGGAGAGAAGAAAGACGAAUGCAAGCUGUCCUCCUCCAGCUCAAAGGGAGACGUGCCCGCCUCACCUCUGGUGACUCAAGAGCGCAGGAAAUCCUCCACAGCGUCAGGGAAUAGUGCUACUGGAGGAAUGACCAGAAGAAACACGUAUGUGUGUGAACGCUCCAGUACAGACAGACACUCGGCCAUCACCAAUGGCAAAGACAGCAGUUUGACUGAAGUGUCGACCUCGGCGAGUGGUUCUUCUUCAGUUUCUCCUGGAGGGUCCUCAGUGCCGGCGUCCACUCGCCCGCGCCAUGUCAAGUCCAUGUCAGCAUCAGGCCAUCCAACCAAAUCCCCGCUCCCGCCCAUCGAGGACAACGCCGAAUACAAGAGCUCGGUGUCCAGGGCUCCCUCGACCUCUCCAUCAGCUCACAGCAUCAGCAGCAUGACACCCGACCGCACCCGCUUUCCUCGCGGCACCUCCAGCCGCAGCACCUUCCACGGGGCACAGCUCCGAGACCGCCGCAGCGCCACCUACAACGGCCCGCCCGCCUCGCCCACCCUGUCACAUGAUACGGGGGCUUUGGCCCAGGCCCGAAGGGGAACCUCGUCCGGCUUCAUCAGCAAACUCACCUUAAAGUUUGCUCGCAGGUUACCGAGUGAAGGCGAUGCCCGCGCUCGGGCGUACAGCUUGAGGAGCGGAUCCGGCGAACCCAAAGAGGAGGCUCGCGACUCCAAGCCCAGAUCGCUGCGUUUUACCUGGAGCAUGAAGACCACGUCCUCCAUGGAGCCCGGAGACAUGAUGAGAGAAAUCCGCAAGGUGCUGGACACCAACAACUGCGAUUACGAGCAGCGCGAGCGCUUCUUGCUUUUCUGCGUCCACGGCGACGCCCGCCAGGAGAGCCUCGUCCAGUGGGAGAUGGAGGUGUGCAAACUGCCACGCCUCUCCCUCAACGGCGUGCGCUUCAAACGCAUCUCGGGGACGUCCAUCGCCUUCAAGAACAUCGCCUCGAAAAUCGCCAACGAGCUGAAGUUGUAAGCCAAGACUGCUUCUGUUUAAAGCUACUGCUGUAAUGUUUAGUGGAGAUAAGAACACAUGAUGAAUGCAAAAGAUGAAACGAGAAAAACAAGCGCCCUCGCCUGACCUCUCGCAUAUACACCUGGUUAUUACAACCAUCUUGCAAUAAUAAAGAAAAGCCCUUCAGGGUGGACUCUGUGGAAGGAAUCCCACAUGUACAGUUGCUGUAUCAUACAAACCUCUCAGUCUACUGAUGUGUGAAGGUGUUUGUAUAGUCGCUGAAGGGUUGUGUACAGAACAAACUAUCUGACAGUAUGUCCGUCUUUUAUUUCAUUGAUUUCUAGAGGUUUUUUUUUUUAGGUCACUCGUCUGUUUUAACUUUGCGAUCCCCUAUUGUUUUUAAUGGAUUGUUCAGUCAAUAAGGAAUAGUUUUCUUACCCUCAUGUCAUUUCAAAGCCGUCAACUGUUAAGGUUCAGGAAUCUCCACGCUGCUUUUUAUCUACACAACUGAUCAUGAAAUGACUCCUAAAGGGCUGACAGCUGUAUGUUGUGUCGAUCCGUAUGUGUUGAUAAGGUCAUCACCGUUCCUGAAUUUCAGUCUGAAGUUUCCUGUCCAUUUCUCACACACACACAGCUGUCAGGUGAAUGUAUACACUACUGUUGUGAGGUUAUGAAUGAUGACUGAGUGUCUUUCACACACAAUAACGGCAAGUGGCUUUGAACCGACAUGUGGCUGAGUAAACAAUCAUUCACUUCUUUUACAGAGAUAUUUGAAGCAGAAGUGUUAGGAUUGUAUUUACAGUCAUUCCAUACAACACUCUGAGACUACAGGUCAUGUGCGUAUGAAUGAAGAACCCGUCAGCUCCACAACGCUGAGCCCUAGUUGACUUCUCAUUCCAGAUUAGCUCUUUAACAUAAACAUUUAUUUAUUAAGCCAUUCUAUGCCUUUAAGUUGUAUUAACUGUAGAGAAUGCAUGACUUUAUUUUGUAAAACUAGUUUCUUUUGUAAUUCGUGAUGAUGAUGAUGAAGGAUGAAGACCACUCGUACUGGUACGUUUCUACUUUUGUACUGAAGUAUCCGAGGUUAAAUGUGCAAUGCUGUCUAUGUUGUAUUACUGUAAUGCUGUGCAGAGACUGCACACUGCUAAGGGAAGAUGAAGAGUAUUUAAAGGCUGAAAAUGACUGAAGGCUAAAGCUGUGAUCAAAUACCGACUGUGAUGAUCCACUUUUGUUUCCACCACAGAUUUCAUUUUUUAUUGUUGUUAUUGUUUUGUUACGGCUUUCUGGAUGAGACUGAUGGCUGAAGUGAACCCAUCUCACCCUGGUUUCUGUGAACAUGGUACUGUACAUCUGUGAGAGAAAAGACUCGGCCCCACAGGAGCACAUUAAAGCUUACUUGAAACAA